This is a messenger RNA of Camellia sinensis, 841 nucleotides long. The record is from RefSeq and is a predicted model, not a curated record. Lineage: Eukaryota; Viridiplantae; Streptophyta; Magnoliopsida; Ericales; Theaceae.
AAAAUGUCCUACUUCCACAUCUAGAUAUGGUCUUUGAGAUUGGUGGCCCCGAUGGCACAUAUGAUAAAGUAGAUGAAGUUGAGUUUAUUACUAAGAGUAGGACUAACUCCUACCGGGCUGGCAGCAUCCUUAACUUCAUGUCUGGAUUGGAUUUGUCAUGUAACAAACUAACAGGUGAAAUACCUUUUGAACUAGGGAAGUUAAGUAAUGUUCGUGCACUGAACUUGUCUCACAAUCUCUUGAUUGGACCCAUCCCGAAGACCUUCUCAAACCUUACUCAAAUAGAAAGUUUGGACCUUUCUUACAACAAUUUGAGCGGAAACAUCCCAACAGAUCUAAUCAAUCUAAAUUUUUUGGCAGUGUUCAUUGUGGCUCACAACAAUUUAUCAGGUAAAAUAUUAGACCGGAAGGCACAGUUUGGGACCUUUGAAGCGAGCAGUUAUGAGGGAAAUCCAUUUCUUUGUGGACCACCAUUGGAGAACAAUUGCACAGCCAUUGUUGACUUGCCAUACUCGCCAACAACAGCAUCCUUAGAUGAAACUAAGGGGAAAUGGUAUGAUAUCGAUCAAGUGGCUUUUUCUGCAAGUUUUGUCGGAACAUACAUUACUUUCUUGUUUGGAUUUGCUGCUGUUCUUUACAUCAACCCGUACUGGCGACAAAGGUGGUUCUAUCUGAUUGAAGAGGGUAUGUGGUCAAGUUAUUAUUUUGUUUGUAAUACUGUUUACAAGCUUUUACGUUUUCAGCCUUCUGUAUAAUUAGCUAUGCAUGGUUUGUUUUCAUGGACAAGCACAACAAAUGUUUGUAAUAGUUAACUUUCUAUUUCUUAUGAAUAAAAAACAAC